Molecule: messenger RNA, 1489 nt
Organism: Arachis duranensis
Lineage: Eukaryota; Viridiplantae; Streptophyta; Magnoliopsida; Fabales; Fabaceae
Product: acyl-CoA--sterol O-acyltransferase 1-like
Exons: 1
Coding region: 161-1324 (387 amino acids)
Biological process (GO): lipid metabolic process
Source: RefSeq, a predicted model, not a curated record
CAUGGCAAGAUCAUAUUCAUAUGUCAAUGCUACCUUAUUUUGUGUGUGGCUUUCUCAAAGUCCACCUUUGAUUUUGAGGUAUAAUUCCAAAGUCUCAUUAAUUGUCGAGUCUUAACCAAUCUUUAAGGAUUGUUCUCACGAAUUAGAUUCUUAAGCAGUUAUGGAGGGUGAUAUUAUCAUGGUCAUCAAGGUGAACAUUUCAGUUGUGAUAUCUUUAUGCUAUUGUUAUUGGAUUGGUAGAUCAAUCUCUGCAGGAACAAGAAGACUUCUCUUUUUAGCUCCUAUCAUAUGCUUCUUCCUCUUCAUCCCUUUCAACUUCUCAAGUGUGCACUUGAGAGGCAACACUGGAUUCUUCUUUGCAUGGCUUGGAACCUUCAAACUCAUUCUCUUUGCCUUCAACAAAGGUCCCUUGUCCUCUGAUCCAUCAAUUUCUUUAGGACGUUUUGUAGCUUCUGCUUCCCUUCCUAUCAAGAUCCAACAGAAUCAACCACACAUCAGAUCUAAAACCUCUCAAGAUGGCAAAACCCCACCACCUCCAGAUCCAUCAAAGCAUUCCAAAAGUUCACAUUUUGUAACCAAUCCAUCUUCAGAAACGCCAAAAACCAAUGGCCAGAGCAAAGAAAAGACAUCUCCUACCAACCCCAGCAAAGGUCACACGCCACUUUUACCAUAUGCAAUAAAGGCCAUUCUUUUGGCUUCUUUGGUGAAACUGUAUGAUUACAGUCAUCAGAUCCACCCAAAAGUCAUUUUUGGCAUGUACUGUUUCCAUAUUUACUUCAUGUUAGAGCUUCUGUUAGCUACUUUUGCUGCACUGGCUAGAACCAUGGGGAUGGAGCUGGAGCCACAAUUCAAUAAUCCACUACUCUCCACUUCACUCCAGGACUUCUGGGGCAGAAGGUGGAACCUCAUGGUCACCAGCAUUUUACGCCCGGCAGUUUACCAGCCGUCACUGAAAGCCGCAAUGAAUGUGGUUGGUCCCAGCUGGGCUCCAUUGCCAGCAGUUUUUGCAACUUUUGUGGUAUCAGGGAUAAUGCAUGAGCUGAUAUUAUACUAUAUGGGGAGGAUGCCACCCACCUUGAGGAUGAUGGAGUUCUUUGUCCUUCAUGGAUUGUGUUUGAUGGUGGAGAUUGUGUUAAAGAAGACACUUGGAUCCACGCGGCGGUUGCCGAGAUUGGUAUCCGGACUGUUGACCUUUGGAUUUGUUGCUGCCACCAGCUUUUGGUUGUUCCUGCCUGAGUUCGUCCGCUGUCGCAUUGAUGUCAUGGCGUUUGAGGAUUAUGCUGCCUUGGGAGCAUUUGUCAAGAAUCUCAGUGCUGCAUUCUGAGUUCUCUUUGAUGAUUUGAGCAUUGUUGGAACCUCAGAACAAAAAGGAGUUUUUAUAGUUCUCCCCCAACUAAAUGACAAGUAUUUCAUGUUGUUGCUAACACCAUGAACGAGAAUAGUGUAUCAUUUUGAAUUGAAUUAAAAAUUUUACAUGCUCCAUAUGAUU